Messenger RNA from Penicillium daleae, 792 nucleotides. RefSeq names its product PQ-loop repeat-containing protein. The record is from RefSeq and is a predicted model, not a curated record. Gene Ontology annotation, biological process: retrograde transport, endosome to Golgi; phospholipid translocation. Lineage: Eukaryota; Fungi; Ascomycota; Eurotiomycetes; Eurotiales; Aspergillaceae. Gene Ontology annotation, cellular component: trans-Golgi network; endosome. The transcript is spliced from 4 exons. Bases 1 to 792 code for a protein of 263 amino acids.
AUGUACCUCAUUCAACUAGCCAUUGAAUAUGGCGCGCCCGUUUUCCUCAUCUCCUCUCCCCUCACGUCCUACCUGGACCAGAUCCUCAGCAUUCACCGGAAUAGGAGUUCGGCUGGGUUUUCGCUAGACAUCCCGUUGAUUAUGCUUGUCGCAUCGAUCUUGAAGGUCUUUUACUGGUUCGGGGAAUAUUAUUCCAAGGCCUUGCUGGCUCAGGCCGUGGUUAUGAUCUUGGUGCAGAUAGCGCUGCUCAAGGUUGCUUUGGACCAUCGGCCUGCAGUGGGCGCAAAGAAUGGCAUCGAGCAUACACCCUUCAGCGGUGGUUCUCAGGGUGGAUUCAACCGGCCCUAUGAUUUCUGGCAGUGGAGGAACACCAAGCCAUACUGGCUCUUCCUUGCCUAUUUCGUCGCCAUCGUGGCCGUCCUCCACCUCACCCCUCUUUCCGGCUCCGAGACCUAUAUUGGCUUCCUGGGCGCCGUCGGUCUUGCUGUCGAGGCUACCCUCCCUCUCCCUCAGAUUCUGGCCAACCAUCGCUCUGGAUCCUGCAAGGGCUUCCGACUGUCCGUUCUUGCUGCAUGGAUCAUUGGUGACACCAUGAAGAUGAGCUACUUCUUCUGCAGCCAGGACACCAUCCCCUGGGCGUUCAAGAUAUGCGGUAUGUUCCAGUGCGUGUGCGACCUGUACUUGGGCUUCCAGUACUGGACGUUCACUCGCGGCUCCGGCCGGGCUGCUGGCAGCUCGAUGGAGCAGGAAGGCCGGUGGGGACAAGAAGAGAAGGACAUUCGCAUGAACUGA